Messenger RNA from Lactuca sativa (garden lettuce), 1327 nucleotides. RefSeq names its product putative clathrin assembly protein At1g25240. Gene Ontology annotation, cellular component: clathrin-coated vesicle; clathrin-coated pit. Gene Ontology annotation, molecular function: 1-phosphatidylinositol binding; clathrin heavy chain binding; SNARE binding. NCBI's taxonomy places the organism in Eukaryota, Viridiplantae, Streptophyta, Magnoliopsida, Asterales, Asteraceae. The record is from RefSeq and is a predicted model, not a curated record. Gene Ontology annotation, biological process: clathrin-dependent endocytosis; vesicle budding from membrane; clathrin coat assembly.
AAAGAAAUAUGUAAAAAGAGAAAAAAAAUUCAAGAAACAGCAACGGUAAUCGGUGGUCGAUUGUGGUUGGCAGGGACAACAAGGGCGCCGAGAACGAAACGAAAACGUAAAAAAGAUGUGGAAAAAGGCUUCCGAAGCGUUUAAAGACUUUAGCAGUCUAUGCGUAGUGAAUCUUGCUCCUCGAUCAUCGCUUCGGAAUCCUGACAUUGAAGCUGCGGUGAUAAAAGCCACCAGCCAUAAUGACUCCCACAUUGAUUACCACAGCGCACAGCGCAUAUUUGCAUGGAUACGUGUUUCUAGCCAUUACGCUCGGCCAGUAAUGUCGGCGAUUUCCACCAGAAUGGAAAAGACCCGAAGCUGGACGGUGGCCUUGAAAGGGCUCAUGCUUUUGCAUGGCGUCUUCAGUUGCAAAGUCCCUGCCGUUCAAAAGAUCGGCCGGUUACCGUUUAAUCUCUCGAAUUAUAGAGAUCGGAACCCUAAUUGUUCUCACCACGAAGAGUUCAUUCGUGCUUAUUAUAAGUUUCUUGAUAAAAAAUCAUCGUUCUUGUUCAACCAUUCGCAGGAACGGAAAGAUCAAGGAAGGACCAGAAGGGGAAAGGAAACCAAAGAGAAGCCGAAACAAUCUUCCAUGAUGAAAGAUCUUGUUUGGCUGGAAAAUCUUCAAGAAUUGCUCGAUAUAUUGCUCAAGAUCAAACCGCAGAAAGAAACGAUGAUGAAUGUUUUGGUUCUUGAAGUAAUGGAUUGCAUUAUGAUCGAGAUCUUCGACAUUUACAUUCGCAUUUGUAAUGGAAUUGCCGGGGUUCUUGUGAGGAUAUACUCCGCGGCGACAUCGGAAGCCGGAAGGGCGUUAUCCAUUCUGCAAAAAGCAGCAGUUCAAGGCGAGGAAUUGUCUCGAUAUGUCCAGUUCUCCAAGGAUUUCGGGGUUCUCAAAGCAUCGGAAUGCCCCAAGAUCGUGAAUAUUCGCCCAGAAGAUAUUCGAGCGCUCGAGCAAGUAAUAAAUAGUGAUGCAUUCCAACAGAGAUCCGAACAGUCGAGUCCAAAAGAAGAGGAUAAAUCGAUGAUGUCCGAGGAGGAUAAAGAUGACGAUGCGCCAAACGAUUCUACAAGCGAUUCGGAAACCACAAUCACCGACGAUUCCGAGGAUUUCGACCAAGAACAGGAGAAGAGGAACUAGGAUCGAGAUGUUAUCAGUCCGGUUUCACCUCCUGUUGCGCAGGAAUCGAUUCUUUUGCUUCUGAACACAAUAUGGAAUCCGAUGUAGCCUCUGGUCCUGGGUGUAAUUUAUCGAUUGACGCAAAAUAAAUGAAUGAAACUAUUAUACGAAUAA